GCGCGCGGCGACAGUCAAACAUCGGGAAGCCAACGUCCUGCUCCAGUCGUGAACUAUGGAGGAGAUUAACGGCAUUGAAGUCGUACCGUGCACAGAGUCCAACUAUCUGCAACCGUUCCGGGUGUCCUACAACCAGAAUGGCACAAAGAAAUCCUGGGACUUUAUGCGAACUCAUGACAGCGUAUCCGUGCUGAUCUUCAACACCACCUCGCACUGUUUUGUCCUCGUCAAGCAGUUCCGUCCAGCUGUGUACAUGUGCGAGUGGGAAAAGGCAAAAACAAAAACCUCUCAGGCUCCUGAAAAGACCGAAGAGGGCGAAGCUUCAGAGUCUCAGGAGGGCCAGUCGGCCUCAGAGGAGGAGAGCUCGUCCCAGUGGCCCCCAGCCUCAGCGGGGGUCACCUACGAGCUCUGUGCCGGCCUGGUGGACAAACCAGACCUCUCCCUGGAGGAGAUCGCCCGGCAGGAGGUGCUGGAGGAAUGUGGUUACGAUGUGCCCGCAUCUAAACUGAAGAGGAUCACUUCAUACAGAUCAGGCGUGGGCGUAACGGGCGCCAAGCAGACCAUGUUUUAUGCCGAGGUGUCCGACGACAACUGCGUCAGCGCAGGCGGAGGAGAGCCGCGCGAGGGGGAGUUAAUCGAGGUGGUCAAAGUCCCGCUGCACGAGGCCAUGACGUUUGCUUACGACGAACGUAUACCCAAAACCAUGGGCGUCAUUUUUAGUUUCAUCUGGUUCCAUAAUAACAUGUCUCCCAAGUACAAGAUUUCUACCAAUGUGUAACUAGCAUUAACUAAUGUCUCCUUCUGUCAUUUACUCCACGUUAAAUCAAACACCGGCCCAGCACACGCACUGCUCCCCUCCAUGGCUCGCCGUCCUCUGUUGCCUUUUCUGCUUACUGGUACAAAAUGAAGGGUGGGCUUCUCGUCC
Messenger RNA from Nematolebias whitei (Rio pearlfish), 925 nucleotides. It is a transcript of the gene nudt14, whose product is annotated as nudix (nucleoside diphosphate linked moiety X)-type motif 14. The record is from RefSeq and is a predicted model, not a curated record. Gene Ontology annotation, biological process: nucleoside phosphate metabolic process; ribose phosphate metabolic process. Gene Ontology annotation, molecular function: metal ion binding; UDP-sugar diphosphatase activity. The coding region runs from base 56 to 778 and encodes 240 amino acids. The transcript has 5 exons. NCBI's taxonomy places the organism in Eukaryota, Metazoa, Chordata, Actinopteri, Cyprinodontiformes, Rivulidae.